Molecule: messenger RNA, 947 nt
Organism: Stomoxys calcitrans (stable fly)
Lineage: Eukaryota; Metazoa; Arthropoda; Insecta; Diptera; Muscidae
Product: nucleolar protein dao-5
Exons: 4
Coding region: 249-848 (199 amino acids)
Source: RefSeq, a predicted model, not a curated record
UAAGCUAACACGCUUUAAGCUUAAGGUCUAAGCGUUAACAUUAAGUGAUUGGGGAUACAAACUACAAAAAAGAGAAAAAAUAUAUUAAAAAAAAAAAUUAUCAAAACAUUCCUAUUUAUAACAAAAAAAAAUCAGUGAUUUAAAAAAUUAAAAAAAUUAAAGAACAAAUCCCUAAAAAGGCUGAUAUUUUAAUAAACAGAGUUUUUUCAAUUAAUUACCAAAAUCUAUAAACCAUAUAACUAAACAAAAUGAAAUUCUUCAACAUCACCCUACUUUUUGUUAUCAUCGCUUUGGCCUGCUGCUUAAGCACAACACUCGCCGAUGAUGCCAAACGCCCUGCCCUUAGACGACCAGGUGGUAAAUCGGUUAAAACAUCAACAACCACCUCAAAUCCAGCUGAUGAGGAGGAAGGUGAUUAUCCCGAUAAUGGUGAAGAGAAUCCCGAAGGAGAGGAGGGAGAUGAAGCUGAAGUCUCCUCAACCACCAGCACCACAGAAACACCAAAACGCAUUGGUCCAGUAAUUCGUCCAUUCCGUUCAAAUGAUGAUUUCUUGAAUUCUUUAAAACGCAGACAAAUGAAUGCCAAGAAAGCUAAAUCUGAAAAGCCAGCCCCUAAGCCCAAGGCUGCUCCUGCCCAAGAAUCUGAAGAUGGUGAUGAUGAGCCAGCUCCCGCACCAGCCAAGGGUUUCAGCAAACCCAGCUCACCACUGGGUCGCAACCGCAAAUUGCCCGGCAAGCCCUCCAAGCCUGAACCAGCUGAGGAACAUGCUGAAGAAGCUGAAGCCGAACCCAAACAAGAAGCCAAACGUCCUUUGGCUGGUCGUUUAGCCCUAAGGAAACGUAACUAAAUUAUUAAUAGCCUAAACUACCUAACAAACUUCCUACAUUCCCGCCCUGCCCCCCUCCUCAACCAACCAAACACACACAGAUUCCUAGAUGUGCUUCCU